Messenger RNA from Theileria parva strain Muguga, 1269 nucleotides. RefSeq names its product putative integral membrane protein. The transcript has 3 exons. NCBI's taxonomy places the organism in Eukaryota, Apicomplexa, Aconoidasida, Piroplasmida, Theileriidae. The coding region runs from base 1 to 1269 and encodes 422 amino acids. The record is from RefSeq and is a predicted model, not a curated record.
AUGAGGAGAUUUUCUGUUAAAACACUUAAAAAGUUGCCUUAUCAAAUGGCAACUCUGUACUUUAUACUAUUUGUAAUCUCCAUCACCGCCUCUGUCAUUACCGUUAACUGCGGAGAUGAAGUGUUUAAGAGGUAUACGUCAUGUCACGGGACUAAAGUGUAUAAUAUAAACUGGAUAGGAGCAGUGGUGUUUCUUCAGAUACUACUUUGUUUCGUCUCAAUUGAGCCUGAACAGAAGAACACUGGUAAAAACCAACCAGUAGUGGAGAUAACAGCUCCAGAUUCCAACCGUUUAAUGAAUUUUAAUCUGAAUGAAACCCUUUCAAUGUACUCUAGAGGGAAUUCUAAUACUGACUACAAAGUUGUCAUCGGAAAUAAUCCCAAAAAACCAAACAAACGCAAUAAACACAAAACUAAUAAUUCCAAUACUUCCAAACUGGAAGGAUCGAAGAAUGGUAGUACAUUUUUAAAUUUAUCGGAGAGUUCGUUAUCGUAUAAAUUUGUAAAGGCGAGUGAGGAGAUAAGGAAAAGAGUGAGAAUAUGUUGGAGCUCUAUAUGGAUGGUAUCGUAUAAUUUUGUCAUAUUUAUGGGUGUUCACGGGUCAGUUUUAGCUUCCAGAAUCCACUCGGGCAUUAGUUUAAACAGAUAUGCCAUUGAGACUUGUCCUCAUCUGGCAUACUUUCCUUUUAAUUUAAGUUCUCCAGUGCUUCCAGCACCGAUUCUAAGCGAGUCUGUACUGCUGGUGACUUACAUUUCAUUUACAAUUCACGAAAUUGUGAUUCGUAAAACUGAAAGUUGUUACCUAAUAAAGAACUUUUUCGGGAAACAUUACUUUAAGGAAUCGUUAAUUUUAGGCUCCGCGAGGCUUAUAAUUCAAGUGGUUUUAUUCUCACUUGACAUUGCGAUUAUUGUCAUGUGUAUUUUAACUGGGUUCGGAACACCUUUUCACGUGCUAGUUGGAUUCUCAAUCUCAAUGCUUUCACUCUGGAUUAAUUCGUUAUUAUCACAGUUGCUAGAUCUCACACAUUACGGUGAAAUGAAGGCGCCCACACUCGAUUACAGUUACAUUUGGUCAAUUUUAAGCGCAUUUGUCCUUUGGUUUUGCGGGUUCUUUUACUACGUUUCAGUCUACGGAUUUCCCUACAAGAGACCCUAUGUGUACCUUAAUCCGAUUUCCUGGAUUCUGCUACUCUCACUCACCCAUUUCAAACGACAUGAAAUCUUCAAUUCAUCACAAUACCUACAAGGAUUCGUUCCAACAUUUACCUAA